Molecule: messenger RNA, 4267 nt
Organism: Onthophagus taurus
Lineage: Eukaryota; Metazoa; Arthropoda; Insecta; Coleoptera; Scarabaeidae
Gene: su(sable)
Product: suppressor of sable
Biological process (GO): negative regulation of DNA-templated transcription
Cellular component (GO): nucleus
Molecular function (GO): RNA binding; metal ion binding
Source: RefSeq, a predicted model, not a curated record
CGACGCAGAAGAGACAAGUCGGUAGAAAAAUGAGAGAUGCGUAAUUAAAAAUAUAAUCUCGGAAAAAUUUAAUUUCCGCCUGUCCGAAAACGAAAAACCGAAAAAACAUACGACAGGGCCAGGUUUUUAAAACAGUGAAUGAGUGACUCUUAUGCCAUUUCAUACAUUUUCCUGCCUAGUGAGACUAUAAUUAGGCGCCAGAUAAAAUGGCCCUAUGUGAAAGCGAAGAUCAUAAACCCGAGCCGGGUCAAAUCCCCAAUGAUGAUCUUGAAGAUGGUGAAAUCGAAGACGACGAUGACGAUACGCCAGCUCCAGCUUCUGAAGCAGCCCCAAAAGAACCACCUUCAACCCCCCCAAAACCCCAACAAACCCCACCACAAGAAACGAACGUUUCAAAGCAACACGAAAAGUCCGAUCGUUCGAAAGAACGACGUCGACAUCAAGAAUCAAAGGGGAAAAAGCAACAACCGAUGACCGAAGCCGAAAAAAGCGUCAUGUACCUACACCAAUUAGAAAGAUUGGAACGAGAUAAACGCGAAAAAUACCGGCGAGAACCAGUCGAUGAUUUCGCCUCAAAUCUCGAAAAACAAAUUGCGAGUGUAUUAAAAAAAGAUCACCGCCUUAGUGGCGACGAUGAUCACGAUGAGAAACGCGGAAAAAAACGAAGAAAACGAGAAAGGGAUCGAAGAAAACGUCGAAAAAUGGGUGCUGUUGAUGCAGGUGGUGAAAACGUCGAAAUGGAUGUUGGGAUGGAAAAUUUAGGAGUAGUACAACACGGUGGGAGCGAUAUUGAUUAUCAUCAAUCACCUAGAAGCGAUGUCGAAUCGUUUAGUGAUGAUCAAGAAUCGAUUUGUUCCGAUAGAAGUGGAGGAGUUGGUGAGGAGAAAGGAAGGAGACCGAGGAGGGAUCGAAGGGGGAGGAUGCGGGAGAGGAAUCGAAAUCGCAGGAACGAACAUCGCGAGAAAAAAUUGCAACAGCAACAAAAUCAACAGCAGCUACAACAACAACAGGAUAAUUCGGCGAAUAAAGAUCCAUCGCAGCUUUGCAUGUAUUAUUUGCAAGGGAAAUGCCAAAAAGGCGACGAAUGUCAGUAUUCGCACGAAAGUCAACCGCCGAUGAAAUGGGAAUUAUGCAAGUUCUACUUGAACGAUUGUUGCGCGAAAGGUGACAAAUGCUUUUAUAUGCACUCAGAUUUUCCAUGCAAAUUCUACCACACAGGUCAGCAGUGUUUAGAAAGCGACAACUGCAAAUUCGCCCACGGAAAACCCCUCAAUGAAAGAUUAAAACAAAUUCUUUUUAAACACAUCGAAACGGCGCCUAAAGACAUUUUGGGUCGGUUUCCUCGGAUGAGUCGCGAAGAGGCCUCGUUCAAGAUUAACCAGACGCAGAAAGAGUUAGAGGCGCAUUUUGGCCCGCCGGAUGCCGAUCCGAACAUGUUACCGUUGCCGUUCGACGUCGGGUUGGGUAAUAAUGGUAAUAAUAAUUCGGACGCGAUGCACGACCCGAAAAAGGACAAAGAUAAACCGAGGAAUCGACCGUCGCGGUGGCAAGAUCCCGAACCGGUUAAUAGAUCAGGAAUUGGACAAGCUACUUUUGGUGGGAAAGCAUUUGGACAAGAUUUAGAUAUGAGACUGCAACAAAAUAAUGGAGAUGUAGAUAUGCGAACAUUACAAAUGUCGAUACCCCAAGGCCCCCCGAAUUUGAUGAUGCCACCGCCGAACCUUUCAAUACCACCCCCUAACAUAUUAAUGAUGAAUCCACCCCCGAUAGUGCGCUCCAUUGACAUUCCACAACAACUUAAUUUAAAUCAACAAUCCCAAUUUAACCAAGCUAAUCAACAACAAAUUUCGCAAUUUCAACAAAGCAACUUAUCAAAUAACAGCGACGUCGACAUAAGAAAUCUCCGCGGCGACACCGAUAUAAGAAACUACAACAACGUGAUCGAAAGUAGCCCAAUUAAUAUUCAAAAAAAUAAUACAGAAGAAGAUUAUAGCACAAAGACACAAAAACGAGACGAUUUCAAUUCGAGCAAAGACAUCGACGACGAUUACGAACCAGCCUUAGAAAUAAUAACGGACGAAGUUCCAUCGGAAAUCCCCGCAAACCUUCCUAAACGCCAAAGAGAACUUUUCUUAAGAAUCCAAUCCCAACAGAAACAAAAUUUACUCGAAGACCAAAAAGACACGAAUUCCGAUAACGACGAAAACAACAUCGAUUGGUAUUCGGACGACUCAAACGACGGGAAAUUGAUGAUAAAAUGCGACGACGAUUUCGUAAUCAAAGAAAAAGACGACGAAAUCGUGGAAGGAGAGGAGGAUAAAGCGAAAUCUUCCCCAGGGUUUGGCCAGCUCGGGGAUUUAUCGCAAAUCACGAUUUCGGAGGAAGUUUCAAAGUUGUUGAACACGUUUCGUGGUGGUUCUAAUUCCGCUCUAUCUCCAAAUAGGAAAGAUGAGAAAUCGAAAGAUCCAAGACAAGAAUCGCCGACGAAAUCGGUUAGGGCCGAUCCGAGGAAAGCGAGGGUCGAUUCAGGGGAUGAUUCGAAAGUUGUUAGGGAUAAAAUUAGUAUUUAUGAGCAAGGGAGUUUUUGCGGGAAAGAUGUUGAUUUGAGGAGUGGUGAUGAAAAAGAUACCGAUUUAAGGACGAAUUUCGGCGAUAUGGAUUUGAGGAGUUCCCGCCCAGACGUUGAUCUCCGCCAAUUAGGGCUUCCAUUUAAAGCGAUGCAAAAUUAUACCCCCGCGACUGAAAUCGAUGCGAGUUUAAGCACGCACCUUCCAAUACAGUGGUUUGUUCAUAUCGUUGACAUCCCAAAGCCUGAUUAUACCGGGUUAAAACUCACCGUGCAAGACGCUCACACCACCGGGGAUCCGCGACUACGAAAAAUCUUCCGAUUAGAUCUCGAUGAAAAAGAUAGCCCGGCCAGUCCUAAACAAAGUCCAAAAGCCGGGUCUAGUUCUAGCGUCGUUCCGAGAGUCGAUCCCAGGAUUCGGAAGGAAGAGAAAAACGAGGCGAUGAGUUAUUCGCAACAAAUGGCGAUGCUACAAAGCUCGCCGUUUUACCAAAAUUUGACUAGUAAUCAAAAGGUGAAAUUGAAUCAGGAGUUGUCGGUGCGCGACCCAAAUACGGGAGGGAAUAACGAACAAAUUUUACAAGGAAUUUUGAGUACUUUGGGGUUGGUACAAUGUUCGGGGCAAGCUUCGAACAUUAACGGGGCCGUUUUGAGUUUGUUGACGAAAACUAAUUUAGGAAUGAUGUUGAAUCAAAAUAUGAAUCCUAAUUUGAACCCAAAUUUAAAUCCUAAUUUGAAUCCGAAUAUGAAUUUGAAUCCAAAUUUAAAUCAGGGUUUGAUACAAAAUCAGAGUUUGCUUCAAAACCAAAACUUGAUGAUUCAAAAUUCGAGUUUGAUACAGAACCCGAAUUUAAUUCAAAACGCAAAUAUAAACCCGACUUUACUUCAAAAUCAAAGCCUAAUUCAAAAUCAAAGUUUGUUGCAGAACCCCGCGUUACUCCAAACUUCAAAUUUGCUUCAAAACCAGCUCCAAAAUCAAACUUUGAUAUCCCCCCAAAACCCAAAUUUGCAAUUAAACGUCCAAAACCAAUCGAAUUUGGGAUUAUUGGGUCAAAACCCAUCGAUACCCCACGAGUUUCCCAUAAAUUUCGACCCGAGAAACGGGGGGUUGUUAGGGAACGCCCCCCCAUUUGCUAAUUUUAAUCCUGAUAAUAAUAAUUUUAAUUUCGCUGAGGAUAAUUUUUAUCAAGAUAAUAAUUUUGGUGGUGGAAAUAGUAAUAAUAACAAUAAUAAUAAUAAUAAUGGAGGUGGUGGAAAUAAUAAUAAUAAUAGUAAUAAUAAUAAUCAAAGAGAAAAUCGGGGCUUCCAUAAUCGCGAGGGUGGAGGUCGUGGAGGGCGAAGAGGCCGAAACUUUAUGAGGAACAAUCGAAAUAAUAACUUUAGGAAUCGAAAUCGAGCAAAUCGGGGUCAUAAUAAUUCGUAAAAUGAGUCGUGCCAAAAAAAAAUCACUUUUUGUUCUUAAUAUAAUACUUUAAGUACUUCAUUCCCAAUUAUAAUGAAAAUAUAAUUAAUUAUAUUUAAUAUAGAAUUAAAUUAAAAGUAUAUACAGGAGGUUCGAUAAGAAAUUGUGUGCAAUAUUUGCAACUUUAUUUUGAAUUAAGCACAUUAAACGUCCUGUAUAUAUGUGUACAUAUAAAUAUUAAACUUUAAAGUUAUUUGACUUCUUCAUUUUUGUUGUUGUUUAUGAGUAUAAAGAAUUAU